GAUAAUUACAAAACAAGGUCCUCUCGUUUUCAAACAGGUGACCAGGAUAGCGUCAGCACGGACGACAAUUAUCUCACAGCACCCAUGGCGGCACCUCCAACUCGUGGUGGCUCGUGCCCGUGAUGGUAUUCGGCGCAUGCGCGGGCCUUGUCUUGCUCGCUGUCGCCGCCCUGGGCACCACGUACACCUACCGCUCUGUCAUCGCGCGCAUCGCCGCAGCAGAAAAAGCAGCGAGUGAAAACGUUGUGGACUUCGGAAACAGGAGCUUCCUGCUUACGGAAGACGAAGGCGUUCCCGAGUACAGCGAGGACCGGGACGACGUGGCCGACGACGGCGCCAACGGACCGAGGCCCCGGAUCUGGUGCUUCCUGCGACGCCUGGACACGCCGCCGAGCAAGACGCCUCCCGGCGAUCGCCGGGUCACCACGGCACGCUCUAGCGCCGCACCGAGAGGCCUGUGCUCGGCGCUUGUCUACCAGGGGGCCCGGAUCGUGUGGCGAGACGCCGAGGCCAGCAUCGACGUCGUGCAGCCGUCCAACGAAGACGACCUACGGAGACUGGCGGCUCGGCGGGACGUCGACCCACUGCUCGAAGUCUACGUUCACGUGGCCAGCGACGAGCAGCCAGUGACAGACCGGGCUUCUGCCGCCACCUCGGCGAGCGGCGCUCGCUCUUCUACGUCACCCUCGGCGACGUCACAAGCGGCUUCCGCGCCUUCUAGGUCCUCCGCCACGACCAAGGAGGCGCUUCGGUCGCUCCUGCGCUCCCCGCAGGGCACCACCGAGGUGUUUGCCAUGCGCACCGCCCGCUGGCUGGUCGUCCACCACCUGGACGGUUUGGUCAUCGAGCUUGGCAGCGCCGUCAGCGGCGUCGCCACCGAACUCAUCACGCGCCUCGCCGAGAUGUGCCAGCGUCAGCUCGGGCGCAUGGGCAAGUCGUUCACGCUGGUGCUGCCGGAGUCGACGACUCUCUUCGCCCAGUACGACCUCAAUGCCCUGCUCACCACGAGGGGCCUGUACCCUAUCCAGCGGACACACCUGACCAGCGACCUCAGGCACGCCAGCUGUCCGGCGCCAUUCAAAGGGGCCUACUUCGGAAUCGAGCACAUCCUGAACCGGACCCGGUCGGCGCUGGGACGCGGACAUCGACGCCAUGGCCUGUCGCGAAUCUUCUUCAGCGUCAGCCUGCUCGGGGCGCACUUCCUGCUGGACAGGGAGCCCGCGCCGAACGAGAGCGUCGCCUUCGCGCCGGCAAAGUUCCAGGGCUUCAUGCCCUACUCGCAGGUGUGCCAGCUGAUGAUGUCGGGCGGGUGGAACGCGCGCGCCAACCUGGAAACCGACUGCACCGAGGCGAUUAGGGGACCCCAGUGGGUGUCCUCCAUCGCGCCUUUCUCAGGAAACUGGAUCAUCGGCCUUAAGGGCGCGAUUCGCGGUCUCGCCGUCUUCGACGUCGACGGAGACGACCGGGACGGCCAAUGUGGCGAGAAGCACGUCCUCUUGAAGAGGCUCAAGGACCUGCUGUCCUGAAGGCGCCAGCGAUGGCGGCGUCUUCACUGACAGGACAAGAGGGCGGCAACGGCCUCCGGAGUGACCUUCGAGUUUCUGCCGUCAAUGUAAACCGUCUGCUGUAUAUAUGCGUGCCGCUUAUACUCCCUUUUCUUGCCCACCUUUUCUUUUUUUUAAUACA
Molecule: messenger RNA, 1686 nt
Organism: Rhipicephalus sanguineus (brown dog tick)
Lineage: Eukaryota; Metazoa; Arthropoda; Arachnida; Ixodida; Ixodidae
Exons: 12
Coding region: 123-1526 (467 amino acids)
Source: RefSeq, a predicted model, not a curated record